Messenger RNA from Biomphalaria glabrata, 3365 nucleotides. RefSeq names its product CTD nuclear envelope phosphatase 1-like. NCBI's taxonomy places the organism in Eukaryota, Metazoa, Mollusca, Gastropoda, Planorbidae. The record is from RefSeq and is a predicted model, not a curated record. Gene Ontology annotation, molecular function: protein serine/threonine phosphatase activity. The transcript is spliced from 7 exons. The coding region runs from base 102 to 830 and encodes 242 amino acids.
GUUUGUGGGAUGUAAAUGGCGGCGUAAAUGAUCUUACGCUGCUGGUUAAACUAUAAAAUUCCCCUAAAUUGAGAAUUUUGCUUUAAUAGGUUUUAAAUAACAUGAUAAAGUAUAUUGUUAUGGGAUUGCGCGGCUUUUUUGUACUAGCAGCCAAAAUAUGGAGCUUUAUCUGUUACAUCUUUAAAAGACAAGUGCGAGCAGUAAUACAACAUCAGACUGUCAAAUAUGAUGUGGUUGCUCUGUCCCCACUUUCUAAACACAGGCUUAGUAUGAUGAAAAGAAAAGUUUUAGUUCUAGACUUAGAUGAAACAUUAAUUCAUUCACAUCAUGAUGGGGUCUUGCGGCAGGUCAAACCAGGAACUCCACCAGAUUUUGUUUUAAAAGUUACUAUAGACAGACAUCCAGUCAGAUUUUUUGUACAUAAGCGGCCUCAUGUGGAUUUUUUUCUAGAAGUAGUCAGUCAGUGGUAUGAACUUGUUGUCUUUACGGCUAGCAUGGAAAUCUAUGGGGCUGCUGUUGCUGACAAACUAGAUGGAGGAAAGAAUGUACUAAAGAGGAGGUACUAUAGGCAGCAUUGUAAUCUUGAUAUGGGAAGUUAUACAAAGGAUUUAUCAGCCAUCAAUCCAGAUCUUUCCAGUAUAUUUAUAUUAGACAAUUCUCCUGUAGCUUACAGAAUGUUCCCAGAUAAUGCCAUCCCAAUCAAAUCCUGGUUCAGUGAUGCCAGAGAUACUGCACUACUAUGUCUUCUACCCAUGUUAGACGCCCUUCGCUUUUGCAAUGAUGUCAGAUCUGUUCUAGGAAGAAAUCUACAUUUAUCAAGGAACUGGUAGUUCAUAUUUAACAAACAAAAAAGUGUAUAUGUUUAAUAAUCUGAGGAGGAAAUAUUUACUGACUGGUCACAAAUGCGCAACAAUAUUUUUCAUUCCCAUUAUUAACACAAGGGACUGUUAAGACCACAUUCAUGUAUAGCUCAUUGUUGUCUGAAUAUAUUUCUUCAAUUGCUUAUUGAUGUUUAGCCACAAAGCUGUUUUGUAGACAUACCAUGAUUCUAGGCUCUUAGAAAAAAAUAUCACCACCAAUAAUUGACAUGUGACUGUGUGAUAGAUUAGUCAUUUAUUAUUCUAAUGGGGUCAAGUUUGUGACUAUAUAUACAUCAAGUAUCUAGAUUCUUUAAGAAUAUGCCUGUAUAAUGACAUACCUGCUUGUGUUAGUAAAGCAAUAAGCUGGUGAUAUCAGUUUGAAAAAAAAAAACAUUAUCAAAGUCAAUCUUGUGCUGUGAUUCUGAACACUUAAAGUCCUGUGAACUUUGAGUUGUAAUCCAUGUAUAACAUUUCUUGUUGCUUUCUCUCUGUGUUUUUUUUUUAUAUAUUUUUUUUAUUUUAUCUCUCAAUAAUGUUGUACAGCUAAUACGAUUUCUUGUAUGUAAAUCAAGGGGAGGGGAGAUAACAUUUGUACAUUUGUAACAAACUUUGUGACUUCUGCUAAAUAUGUUAGUAAGAACUAUGUUUUUUUUUUUUAAUUAUAGUUGGAUUAUUUUUUUUUUAAAUAUUGUUUUAUCCUGUAUAGACUUUUUUUUUCUGGAUGGUGAAACUUGUAUCAUAAUAUUUUGUUACACUUAUUGAACAUUUUGUAAUAAUUUAGAAAUUAUUACAUAAUACAAAACAACUGCUAUAUUGGAACUAGCAACAUUCAAUACCUAUCAUAUGAAAAUUCACUUCUGCAUGGCCUGAACCAAAAUUUACUUAUGUCAACUAAAGAAGAUUAUACCAAAUAUUCAAAAGUUUUGACUGGCAACACUUAAAACAGAAAUUGUGUCACUUGGUCUAUGUGUAUCUGCUAAUACUUGACUGAUGACAAUGUUUAGUUUGAAGUGUUGGUAUUGGCGCUAUAAUUGUUUUGGUCCAUGUGUGUGUAUGUAUUUAACUCUUGCCAUCCAGGGAAAAACUCCCUGUGAUGCAAGAUGCUAUCGUUGUUGUACUUCACAUGCACAUGUUUCGUUUCACGGAGGCAGCUUUAACUUGAUGAUUGUUUUAAAACAUUUUUAUUAUCAGUUAAUAAUCUUUUUUUUUUUUUUAAAUUAAUAAAGUAAUUGUAGGCAUUUUAUGGUCUCUUCAUUUUACUUUUCAAGCAGAAAAGUUCAAUCGGAUGUUUCAGUAAGUUGAGAAUAUUUUCUACAUGUAAUGAGAUUUGGUUACUUCUUGACACUUUUUUAGUAUUCUCUUUUAUACUUGUGCAUUUUUGUAUGUAUUGAAAAGAAUACUUCUGGUUUACGUAAGCAUAUCUUUCUGUAUUAAAUAUAGAUUGAUAAUUGUGCUUAGCAUAGAGAAAAAUUAGAUGAAUGUUAUAUGUGGACAUUUUUCAGACCUGUAUUUAAAUCGCAUCUUAUACACUUUUUUUUCCUCUCAUAGUCAUAGUUUUAAUUUCCUAUUUCUAAACAUUAGGGUACUGUGGGCAAUUAGUAAGCUUGUUUUGUUUUUUUUGUGUAUGUUUAGCACUAUGAAUAAUCAUUUGUACUUUUCCUGAUCUAUUAGCAGCUAUUCUUUUGAGCAUAUAAUGUUCUCAAUUGCACACUGAAGACCAGCAAGACCAGGGUUGUCAGCAGCGCUAUCACUCAGCCACAAAAUCCUAGGUUUAAGAUUGAGUGUAUUAAUUAUAUGGUAUAUUUUUUUUCCUGAAUUAUUGUAAAUAGUUUUAAAUCAUUUUGUUUUGAAACAUAUCUCAGGCCUGCCAUUUCUGUUGUGCUUUUAGUAUCGGGUGGUCUAUAGGAACAUUUUAUCAUGGAGCGUCAUUGAAUACAUACAUAACGCCAUUGUAUGUUUCUGACUAGUUCUUUAUAUAGAACGUCUGAUAGAAACCAUCAUGUAUCACUCUGUAUUUCAAUCUAAGUGCUUUCUAUAGAGCUAGAGCUGAAUGUAUUUUUUUUUUUCAUAACUAUUAUUUCUGUUUGCGUUCAAAUGGCAAAUGCAUUAAGCUGAUGUCAACUGACUAAUUACAAUAUUUGUGUGUGUUCUAUAACAUUGUACUAGAAUAUAUUUAUUUAGUUUGUAGAUAAUGUAUGUCUAGUAUAUUUUAUUUAUAAUGAAAUCUUCACAAGAUUUGCAUAUUAGAUUCCAGCUGAUCAGAUCACUUGUUGUCAUUACCAAAGUGUCAGUUAUCAGUUAUCUCUUCAUAUGUUUUAAACAGAAUGUCCAUAGAUGGGAGUGCAGAUGUCAUUGUUGGACUUGUAUUUGAACUGUCUCUGGUGUAUGUACAGCUCAUGUGAAUGUUGUUUUACAUUGUGAGUUUUUGAAGUGUUUUGAAUUUUAUUAGUGUAAAUUGAUCAUGUAACAAUAUUGAAAUGCCAAUAAAUAAUUAUAUAGAAUGAA